GGCGUGACUAUGAAGUUUGGUUUGGCGGCCAUGUUUUUUUCGACCGCAGUCAGUAACACAACAUUAGGGAAAAGAUGACUAAGACUGGAAAGCCAGAUAGUUACUGGAGGGACAUCUGCUCCAAAUAUGCUCAGGGCCAAUACCACUUUUCAACUGGCAAACGCCCAGGCUCUAAGAAGUGGAAAAAGGCCUUGGAGAACAUUGAUGCUUGCCCCCUGCAGAGCCAUACAAAGGAUCUGUUUGGCAGAAGUCUACAGUGCACCUGUGGGUUCCAUAAGGUCACCAAGAAGCUAGCAGGGGAAAUAGGGGGUAGUGCGACGUGGAUGACAAACAUUGGGAACGAGUUUGGCCAAGUACUGAAUUCAGUUCUGACAACGGGUGAAGGUGCAGGGCUGGAAGAGUUGUGUCAAGGCAUUGUCACACGAUACAAGAAUGCAGGGAAAGCUGAACCUGAGGUCAUCUAUGUCGACCGGGACUGCUGCAACCAGUCAGGUGUGUCCUCAGUUACCAAACUCUUCCAUCCAUGGAGGUCUGCUGUGCGCUUGGACAGUUUCCACUUCAUGAGGCGCUUCAACUGUGGUCUCACGACAGAGCACCACCCUCUAUAUGGCACUUUUUGUGCCAAACUGUCAGCCUGUGUUUUUGAAUGGGAUCAGGGGGAUGUGCAGUGCCUGAAAGAGGCAAAGAGAGAGGAGUGGAAAAGCAACCACAGUGGAUUUGCUCCCACUGAGGAGCAGAUUAUUCUCAAGAUGGGGGAACUGAGGAGACACUGCCGGAGGAGGACGCGUGGUGUGGAGGCGAUGCGCCAAAUGAUUUCGGGACUGCUGGAAUCCAUGUGGGAGCUGUCAGACACUACUGGGUUGCCUUUGGUGAGCCAGGACAGCAUGCGCCAUGUUUGGGAGGUGCAGCAGAAGCACCUGGAGUGCCUCCAAGACCCUCCAGGUGUUCCACUCUACACUAAGGUGGGGACACUCCAAAAGGGUGGCAAAGAGUUGGACAUCCUUCGGUGUGCCAGGGGUUCCUCCUCCCUGGAGAGUUUCCACAGACACCAGUGUAGUUUCAUUCCAGGUACAUUUGCAUAACUUAAAGUUUAUGUAUUCAGUUUACAGUAAUCAUUGACUUGAAGUGAGUAUUAUGGUUCUUAGGCUGGCAGUGCAAUGCAUUACAUAUGCAGAUGUACAUGCUGGAGGGACUAUCAAGGUGGAACAUGAGACGGGCCAAGGAGGCAGUAUCUGUGGAGGGGGCCUCAACCCUUAGAAGCUUUGAUGUUCGACUGAUGUCCCACCUUAACAAUUUAAGCCAGCAGGUCCAUGGUCGUCCUCUAGUGACAGAGUUCACCCCACCAGGGAAACCUACAAAGGAGCGCAUAGCGGUGGAGUAUUUAUUGGCCCAGACCAACAGAGGGGACUUGCUUACUCCAUCACAUGAUGUCUCUGAAAUCCCCUCACAGGAGCUUGAGGAGGAGGACGAUGAGGCAGAUUGCACCAUACAUGUGUCUGAGCUGGUGGUUAGUGAUGAAAAUGACCAGUUGGCGGCGAGUGACUCUGAACCAGAAGUCCAAGUCACAGAGAACAGCCAAUGUGACUCCAGAGGAGCUGUGGGAUGGGAGACAGUUGAUGCCCUGGCAGCCUAUCUAGUUGGUCUUAACCGUACAAUAACCGCUUUGUCAGCCAAGGAGGAGGCAGACAUAGUCCAGCUGUACACAGCUCUCCAUGACAUGGACAAGGCACCAUCAAGGUAUUCCCGGAAGGCAAGGAAGAAGGCACGUGUGUCAGCAGGACCAUGGAGAGCUCCCAGGAAGCCGAGUACCUCUGCACCUGGACUACAAGCUGCAGAAAGACUAUACAUGACUCAUGGCCAGGCUGCCCAGGACCCUGAGGUAAACAGGGUCAGUGAGUGUGUUUGCCUCCGACUUGCCAAAGAGUUUGAGCAAGCACGCAACAGGCCAAAGGACACCAAGGGGAAAACCAUGCCCAUCCCUCAAUCCAUCGUCAGCAUCUACAGCCACAUCAGACAGCUCCUGGAGGACAGCAGGAUUGUCCUGGACAAGACAAACUUGGUUCUGGUGCCGAUUAACAACACCACUGUCUCUUCAUGGCUACUCAGGAGGGAUAAGAGGAGGAACAGGGAUAUGCUGCUACAAGGCACUAUACUUCCCAAGCAGCUCAAUCUGGCAAAGGAGCCUCUUCCUGCUGUGAACACACUUCCAGAUGCUCCUGUGCAACAAGCACGUGAGACAAUGACAUUUGAAGAGCCUGAAAACCAUGAGGGAGAAGCUUUCCCUCGCCAGAGAACUCUGGCAUCAAAUAAGCAGCCUGUGUGCUAUCCCAUUUUCCCCCAACGUCAGCAGUUUCAUCAGUGGCAGCAUCUGUCUCCUUAUCUAUAUGCUCCCUACAUGCAGCCUCCAUUUGCCUUUGCUCCUGCCGUGCAGUCAGCUCCUCCAGGUCCUGGUGGUCCUACAGUGCAGCCAGCUCCUCUAUGUCCUGAUGUUCCUCCAUGUCCUGGUGGUCCUACAGUGCAGCCAGCUCCUCUAUGUCCUGAUGUUCCUCCAGUGCAGAAAGCUCCUUCAGUGCGCCCUCCAUCUGAACCAAGGCAACGUGCUUGGAGGCUGAAAAAAGCUGCUCAAGAGGAUGAGGAGCUCAUGGCCAGGGGAGAACCUCCAAAAAAGAGACUUGUAAAGGACAAAUACCACUACACUUGCAAGCAGUGUGGGCAGGACAAAAAUAAAACAACUGGACACACCCAGCUGAAGGGACAAUGGUUCUGUCCAGCCUCAGGACAGACACUGGAGAACUGGAGAAAGACCUUACAAUAGCUCACAGUUUAUUGUUCUGCCAUUUUAUGUCUCUGUUUUUACUGUCUGUUUGACAGUUUGUGAAUUGCUUGUUGCAAUAAAGUUUUAAUAAUUUG
Acanthochromis polyacanthus (spiny chromis) is the source of this 2910-nucleotide messenger RNA. RefSeq lists its product as uncharacterized. Bases 75 to 1082 code for a protein of 335 amino acids. The transcript has 9 exons. NCBI's taxonomy places the organism in Eukaryota, Metazoa, Chordata, Actinopteri, Pomacentridae. The record is from RefSeq and is a predicted model, not a curated record.